UUAUUAAAACCCAUCAACAAACACUUAUUAUAGCCAGUUAUACAAUUCUCAACGCCGUUCAGUUUGCUGUUGUUGAACGGAUUAACUCCCACCUUCCCUACCCUUUGCACCGUCGGCGACCCAAGACCGCUUGCGAUUUUAUUUUUUUUUUUGUGCUGUGCAUUUUGGCCAAGAUGUCGAAAAAUAAACUUAAUUUAGUGCUGCCGCCGGUAAAUGUGGAUACAACUGUUGCUGCCGCACAGGUGGCACCAACGCCGCCAUUUAAAACACCAUCGGGAACAGAAACACAUAGUUUGCUGGGGAAGCCAAAAACGAGCAUCGAUGCGCUAACGGAAACAUUGGAGGGCCUGGACAUGGAUGACACGGAGCGCAAGCGAAUAAAAGUGUUCCUCAGUCAGAAAGAGAAAAUCGGCGAACUCUCCGAGGAGGAUCUGGAAAAGUUGGGCGAACUCGGCUCCGGCAAUGGCGGCGUUGUUAUGAAAGUGCGCCACACCCUCACACACCUGAUUAUGGCACGGAAACUGAUCCAUUUGGAGGUGAAGCCGGCGAUCAAAAAACAAAUCCUGCGCGAGCUAAAAGUGCUGCACGAAUGCAACUUUCCCCACAUUGUUGGCUUCUAUGGCGCCUUCUACAGCGACGGUGAGAUAAGCAUCUGCAUGGAAUACAUGGACGGCGGCUCCCUUGAUCUCAUAUUAAAGCGCGCCGGCCGCAUACCCGAAUCGAUACUCGGACGCAUCACGCUGGCGGUGCUGAAGGGGCUCAGCUAUCUGCGGGACAAGCAUGCGAUCAUCCAUCGCGAUGUCAAGCCAAGCAACAUACUCGUCAACAGCAGCGGCGAGAUCAAAAUCUGUGAUUUCGGCGUUUCGGGUCAGCUAAUCGACUCGAUGGCCAACUCAUUUGUGGGCACGCGCAGCUACAUGUCGCCGGAACGACUGCAGGGCACACACUAUUCGGUACAGUCGGACAUUUGGUCGCUGGGUCUGUCGCUGGUUGAGAUGGCCAUCGGCAUGUAUCCAAUACCGCCGCCAGAUUCGUCAACGCUGGAGACCAUAUUCGCAGAGAACGCCAAUGAGGAUGGCAAUCAAACGGUGCUGGAGCCCAAAGUGAUGGCGAUAUUCGAGCUGCUCGAUUAUAUUGUUAACGAGCCGCCGCCGAAGCUGGAACACAAGAUAUUCUCAAAUGAGUUCAAGGACUUUGUCGACAUCUGUCUCAAAAAGCAGCCGGACGAGCGUGCCGAUCUCAAGACGUUGUUGAGCCAUCCAUGGAUACGGAAAGCGGAGGUGGAGGAUGUCGACAUAUCGGGCUGGGUAUGCAAGACAAUGGACUUGCCGCCAUCGACGCCGAAACGCAAUACAUCGCCCAACUAAUUAGCAUUCCUUUAUUUCACACUCUCGCGCACGCACAUACACGUUAUUUAUUUGUAUGUAGUUAUGUAUGUACUUGUUGUAUCAACUUGCUCCCACACUCUACACACUCUGCCGCUCCACUUUCUGGCACUUUGUGUGCGUGCGUUCGCUGUCACUGGCCUCAGCACUCAAACAAACGAGCACAAGCAUACGCAGACGACACAAGGAAAGAAAGGAGAGUGCAAAAACUGAACAAUACAAAAAAUUAAAUGAGUCGGAAAUUGUAUUCGCCAUCUAACA
Molecule: messenger RNA, 1646 nt
Organism: Drosophila novamexicana
Lineage: Eukaryota; Metazoa; Arthropoda; Insecta; Diptera; Drosophilidae
Gene: Dsor1
Product: dual specificity mitogen-activated protein kinase kinase dSOR1
Exons: 4
Coding region: 174-1367 (397 amino acids)
Biological process (GO): protein phosphorylation
Molecular function (GO): ATP binding; protein kinase activity
Source: RefSeq, a predicted model, not a curated record